AUGGUGUCUUUCAAAUUAUGGCCUCGCAGUCGCAUUGCACCGAGCGAUGAUAUCCGUUCCGCAGACGAGAAGGCCCUGGUGCGCCGUCUUGAUAUCUUCCUCAUGACUUUCGGUUGUCUCUCACAGGUUAUAAAAUAUCUCGAUCAACAAAAUAUUAACAAUGCCUACGUCUCUGGCAUGAUGGAAGAUUUGAAUUUACACGGCAACGAGCUAAACUUAUUCACGACCUACUUCAAUGUCGCCUACUGCAUUAUGCUCAUCCCGUCCCAGAUUAUCCUCACCUAUGUGCGACCAAGUUAUUGGCUUCCUGGGCUGGAAAUAAUCUGGGGCGUGUUGACUGGGUUAAUCGCUAUGACCAGCAAUGCGAAACAAGUAUACGUUAUCCGUGUAUUCCUCGGUCUAUGCGAAAGCAGUGCUUGGCCUGGAAUGAUGACUCUAUUCAUGUACUGGUAUACACCAACAGAACUAGCUAAACGAAUGGGGUUCUACCACUCCUGUCAAGCAGUCGGACAAAUGUUGUCUGGUGCCAUGCAAGCAGCCAUCUCUGACACCCUAAACGGGCACGGCGGACUAGCAGGCUGGCGCUGGCUAUUCGUGAUCAACGCGAUCAUCACAGUUGUGUGGGGAUUCGCAGGAUUCUUCAUGAUCCCCGAUCUACCAAAUCGACCCAACCCGCGCGCUUUCUGGUUCAAAAAGGUGCAUGGUGAACUAUCGCUUGAGCGACUCGCUCGCAACGGACGUGCCGAGCCUAAGCGUAUGACAUGGGCCGGUGUUAAGCGCACAUUCUCCGGAUGGGUUGUAUACUUCAUUUCGAUCCUUUAUAUUGCGACCGUUCUUGGUACUUACGGGUAUGUCUAUUUCUCACUGUUCUUGAAGUCACUCAAGAAUCCGGAUGGAACGCCCAGAUGGACUGUGUCGCAGGUCAACGCAAUUCCUAUCGGGGGCUCGGCGAUAAAUGUUGUCUUCGUUUGGAUUUGGGCUUUGUUGUCUGAUUACUUGAAGACUCGAUGGACCUUGAUCGUUCUCCAGGCUGUUAUUGGAAUCAUCCCUUGCAUUGUCAUGAGUAUCUGGACAACACACCCAGACACGAUUGCUUUAUCGGCCGCCUACGCAUCGUACUUCAUCUCCUAUAUUUGUCUUGGUACAGCGCCACUCAUUUUUGCCUGGCUGUCUGAUCUUAUCCCUCAGGAUCCUGAGGCGCGGUCGCUUGCUGUUGGUGUUGCGGUUGCCGGGUACUACUCGAUCUCUGCAUGGUCGCAGGUUCUCGUCUGGCCUGCUUCCCAAGCCCCAUUCUACAAAUAUGGAUGGCAGUCUGCAUUGGCUCUGUUGGUACUGGUCAUUAUCAUGACUUGUACCUUGCGCUUCGUUGAUGUGCGAUACCUGGCACCGCAACGUGAGGAGUUCCGCGCUAUCCUGGAGGAUGACAUUGCGGCUGGUAAGGCUACUUCAUCUGCAGUUGUUGAUCAGGAGGGCGCAAGUCGGCAGAGAGAUGGGCCUUCGAAGUCUACUCACGUCACAACUGUGGAUGAGGUCUAG
Molecule: messenger RNA, 1536 nt
Organism: Penicillium antarcticum
Lineage: Eukaryota; Fungi; Ascomycota; Eurotiomycetes; Eurotiales; Aspergillaceae
Exons: 4
Coding region: 1-1536 (511 amino acids)
Biological process (GO): transmembrane transport
Cellular component (GO): membrane
Molecular function (GO): transmembrane transporter activity
Source: RefSeq, a predicted model, not a curated record